Messenger RNA from Aspergillus heteromorphus CBS 117.55, 1744 nucleotides. RefSeq names its product cytochrome P450. Gene Ontology annotation, molecular function: oxidoreductase activity, acting on paired donors, with incorporation or reduction of molecular oxygen; monooxygenase activity; iron ion binding. Lineage: Eukaryota; Fungi; Ascomycota; Eurotiomycetes; Eurotiales; Aspergillaceae. The record is from RefSeq and is a predicted model, not a curated record. The coding region runs from base 1 to 1680 and encodes 559 amino acids. The transcript is spliced from 3 exons.
AUGCCAGCGAAGCUGUUUUAUCUCCUAGGCGAACCGGCUUCAACGGCGCGGGAGAUCGAGGUGGACUCAACGCUGGAUUAUGAUGCGCUCAGGAAUCUGAUUGCUGCGCAUUUUGCGAUAGUCGACCCUAAUGGCAUUGGGUUCCAGUCUGAGGACAUCGUAUACACCAAUGUUGGCGAGCUCAUCGCUUCCGACGCUCCAGUCACCAUAACCAUCGAUGGGAACCCGGUAAAAGAGAUCCCUGGCCCGAGCGGACUCCCGAUAGUUGGAAACUUCUUCGAGGUCUACCCUGACCACCUAGGCAACCACCAACGCCUUUUUGAGCAAUACGGGCCCAUCUUCAAGACCACCUCUAUGGGACGGACGACGUACCACACCAACGACCCGGAGCUUAAUGCCAUUAUCUUCUCCGAAAGCGACUUUUUCACCAAGAAAAUCAACGCGUCUCAUCCCCUUCACGCGAUCAAGAACAGGCAAGCGGGUGUAUUUCUUGGCGACACGGACACGCCCGAAUGGAGAACCGCUCAUAAAUUCCUUCCCCCAGCGUUCGGCCCGAAGGCCGUUCGCCAUUAUGCCCCGGUAAUGCAGCAGACAGUUGAAGAUGCCUUCAAUGUAUUUGAUGAGCUUGAUGAGCAAGGUGAAGCAUGGAAUGUCUAUCAAUACAUGCUCAAGCUUGGAGCUCAGGCGGUUGGCAAACUGGUUCUGGGAAUCGACUUCCACCAUUUUUCGUCCGUCAAUGCUCAUCCGCAUGAGCUAAUUCUUCUGGUUGCUGAGUCACUCGAAUUGAACAAGAAAGUGACAGCUAGGGGUGAUUGGUAUGCCAAGCUGCCCUUCGGAGACCCCAAACGCUUGAGAGACAUCAAAGACCGGGUCUUUGCCAUAGUCGAUGAGUCCAUCAAAAAUGCCAGUCGAGGUGGUGUCGAGGACCUUCCUCUCCAGGACGCUGCGCUCAAAGCACACAACAUGAUCGAUUAUGCAAUCCGAGCGACAGAUAACAAAGGCGAGAAGCUGCCUAAAUCGAGCUUGAUCGAAGCCCUGGUGGUGGCGACUGGAGCCGGUUUCACUACGACCAGCUCCUUGCUGUCAUGGCUGAUCUAUAGUCUUGUCACCUACCCGGGUCUGCAAGAAAAACUGUUGCAAGAGCUGGUGGACAACGAUAUUGAUGCCGACACGCAAAUCACAGCCGACUUGACUGACCGUCUCACCUUCAUGGACAAAUUCAUUAAGGAGACUCAGCGCCGACACAACCCAUCAUAUCAGCCUGGACGUACCGCAAAGGUUGACAUGAUUCUGCCUGGGGGUUACAAGCUUCCCGAAGAAUCCAUCGUCAUCGGUGCUCUUCACCACCUUCACAACAACCCGAACAUCUGGGACAACCCGACGCGGUUCAACCCUGACCGGUGGGAUACUGAAGAGGUCAAAGCCCGCCACAAGGCAGCCUAUAUCCCCUUUGCUGCCGGUCCUCGCAUGUGCAUCGGAUUCAACUUUGCCCUCCAGGAAAUCAAGGUGUUUUUGCCGAAACUAGUCUAUCGAUACAAGUUCACAAAGGAAACGGAGGGGCCUGUCGAGUACGAUCCCAUGUUCCAGCUGAUCAGGCCGAACAACCUGUACGUGCGUGCUGAACGGCGGGUCAAAUGGCCGCCGAAGUCGGACAGUUUCGUGCCAACGGCCUCACUAUAGAUCGACGGACUACACUCCUAGACGGCGAUCUGGGCCUAGGGUGGUGUGCUUCUGUGUGAACUCU